CCGUGGGAAACGCGAGAACAAGGCCAGCACCUACGGCCUCAACGACCGCCUGCUGGGCGGCCCUCCCUCCUCCUCCUCCCCCGGCACGCCGUGGAAGGCCAGGCCCUACCCCCCGGGCACCCGAGGGCUCCAUGAGGAAAUCAUGGAUUUUUAUGACUUUAUGUCCCCGCGUCCUGAAGAAGAAAUUAUGAGGAGAGAGGUAGUGAAAAGAAUAGAAACUGUUAUCAAAGACCUGUGGCCUACGGCUGAUGUUCAGAUAUUUGGGAGUUUUAGUACAGGACUUUAUUUGCCUACUAGUGAUAUUGAUUUAGUGGUUUUCGGGAAAUGGGAGAGCCCCCCUCUACAGCUGCUAGAACAAGCACUAAGGAAACACAAUGUGGCUGAGCCAUAUUCAAUUAAAGUACUUGACAAAGCUACGGUACCAAUAAUAAAGCUCACUGACCAGGAAACAGAAGUAAAAGUUGACAUUAGUUUUAAUGUGGAGACCGGUGUGAAGGCAGCUCGACUUAUCAAAGACUACAUGAAGAAAUACUCGUUGCUGCCGUACUUGAUUUUAGUACUAAAACAGUUUCUCCUUCAGAGGGAUUUGAAUGAAGUUUUUACUGGUGGAAUUAGUUCUUACAGCCUAAUUUUAAUGGCAAUUAGCUUCUUGCAGUUGCACCCGCGAAUCGAUGCUAGGAGAUCAGAUGAAAAUCUCGGAAUGCUUCUAAUAGAAUUUUUUGAACUCUAUGGAAGGAAUUUUAAUUACUUGAAAACUGGUAUUAGGAUAAAAAAUGGAGGUGCCUAUAUCGCCAAAGAAGAAAUUCUGAAAGCCAUGACUUACGGUUAUCGCCCAUCCAUGUUGUGUAUCGAAGAUCCUCUCUUGCCUGGCAAUGAUGUUGGCAGAAGUUCUUACGGUGCCAUGCAAGUAAAGCAAGUUUUCGAUUACGCUUACAUUGUACUUAGCCACGCCGUGUCUCCGCUUGCAAGAUCAUAUCCUAACAGAGAUUCUGAAAGCACUUUAGGAAGAAUCAUCAAAGUAACACAGGAAGUUAUUGAUUACAGAACUUGGAUUAAAAAGAAAUGGGGAAGCAAAGUUAACCUGUCAGCUGAUGUCGCAGAUAUCCAGAUGAAGAAGGUAGAACCGAUAUCUCUGUGCACUGCAGUCCAGAACAGAGAUGCUGAAUCGCUAUAUGGCCAGCGUCUGCCGUUGUCAUUCAUUGGUACCCAGCAGUUGUCGUCAGGUUCAUCCGCCUCUUCUGUGUCAUCACUUUCUGGCAGUGAUAUUGAUUCGGAUACUCCACCUUGCACAACACCUAAUGUGUACCACUUCAAUCUGCGAGCACCGUCUCAGUUUACGGUCAGUUUGCCACCCGCGUUGCCUCUGCCAAGUGGUAAAACGCAAUCUGUGCCUGCGAGAACCUUGAUUAUGGCAACUAAUAAUCAGCAGCACACCGGAGUGAAGUUUCCCUUGAAAGGUGCUCACCAGUGCACUGAAUACAAUUCUGCCAGCAAUGGAAUCAUGAGGCAGCCGGUCGGCAACAGAGGUCACCACCAAUAUAACCGUAAUAUCUGGAGAAGAAAGAAGCAUAGAGACAGUUUGCCUAUUAGCCUUAGCAGAUAAUGGCCGACUUCAGGGGGUGGGGUGGGGGGUGUCUGCUCUUG
This is a messenger RNA of Gekko japonicus, 1644 nucleotides long. RefSeq names its product PAP associated domain containing 7 (gene TENT4A). Lineage: Eukaryota; Metazoa; Chordata; Lepidosauria; Squamata; Gekkonidae. The transcript is spliced from 12 exons. Bases 143 to 1603 code for a protein of 486 amino acids. Gene Ontology annotation, molecular function: poly(A) RNA polymerase activity; mRNA binding. The record is from RefSeq and is a predicted model, not a curated record. Gene Ontology annotation, cellular component: TRAMP complex; nucleolus. Gene Ontology annotation, biological process: RNA 3'-end processing.